UAAUCACCUGAAAAUUAUUAUUAUAACCAUCAUUAUCAUCAUCAACAACAUUAACACAUUCUAACAGUUGGCCACCCUAUCAUCAUCAUCAUCAUCAUCAGCAUCGACAUCAUAAUCAACUAAAACUAUACUAAAUAGACAAUGAUAUUAUCAUCGAUGAUAAUGAGGUUAUUGUUGUGGUUAUUAAUAAUUAGUGGGACAAUCAUCAUCAUCAGCACCACCACCACCACUACAGCUACCGCUACCGCUACUGCCAAUGAUGAUGAGCUACCACUGCUCGAUGAAUCGGUCAACGAGUUGGCCACCGAUACCGAUCAUCAUCACCUGACACUAUGUCCGGAUGUAUGCCAUUGUCAUGGAUUUACAGUCGACUGUUCCCAGCGAUCGCUGACAUCGUUGCCCAAACAUAUACCGCUAACUGUCCGGGAACUACGACUCGAGCAAAACAUGAUCAGAGAAUUGCCAGCGAAAGCAUUCUCGCCGUUCAAACAAUUAGUUUCAUUAGAUUUGUCUAAAAAUAAUAUAACAACCCUUUCGUCGGAUACGUUCAGCGGUCUUAAAGUAUUGCAAACACUUUUUUUGUUUGGCAAUCAAAUAAGUGAAUUACCCGACGGUGUAUUCAAUGGACUGUCAUCGCUGUCCAUACUGCUAUUGAAUGCCAAUCGGCUAUCGUGUAUAAAAAACGACUCGUUUACUGAUUUAUCAAAUUUAAAUCUAUUAUCGCUAUACGAUAAUAAUAUUGAAUAUCUACCGGAUGGCAUAUUUGACAGUCUAAACAAUAUAAAAACAUUACAUUUGGGUCGCAAUCCAUUCAUAUGCGACUGCAAUCUGAAAUGGUUGGCCCGAUAUCUGGAAGCCCGGCCAACGCUGGAAACAUCGGAAGCCCGAUGCGAAUCGCCGAAACGUGCUGUCCGUAAACGUAUUCAACAGCUAUCGCCCGAUAGGUUCCGGUGUCACGAACCCGAUGAGUGGCGUACCUGUCCGUGUUCGUCGGCAUCGGUAGUCAGAUGUUCGAGGCAUCGGCUCAAAGUGAUGCCCAGGUAUAUGGAUCCAUUGUCGACGGAACUAUACAUGGAUGUCAACGACAUUGGCCGGGUAUCACCUCAUGUCAACCAACUGUCCCAAUUGACUCGACUGGAUCUGAGCAACAAUCAGAUUAGCCUAUUGGAGGACAACAUUUUCGGCAACCUAUCCGAGCUGCAGACCCUGAUCUUGAGCUACAAUAAACUCCAAUGUAUCCAAUCGGGUGCGUUCAGGGGUCUGAAAAAACUCCGGGUUCUAUCAUUGCACGGAAACGACAUAUCGAUGCUACCCGAAGGGUCGUUCAUGGAUUUGAUUAGUAUAUCGCAUGUGGCUAUGGGUGCCAAUCCAUUGUAUUGCGAUUGUAAUCUCCGAUGGCUGGCCAAAUGGAUACAACGGGAUUUUAUUGAAGGUGGUAUCGCCCGAUGUCACGAGCCCCGGGCUAUGCGGGACAAGUUGAUAAUGUCGGCACCGGCCUCUCAUUUUCUCUGUGCCGAAGAUCCCGAUCCGCAGAUACUGGCCAAAUGCGAUUCGUGCUAUUCGUUUCCCUGCGCUAACGGUGCCAGCUGUCAGGCCCGGCCAUUGAGGGCCUAUACAUGCCAGUGCGCACCCGGUUUUUAUGGCGAUCAUUGCGAGUAUAAAAUCGAUGCCUGUUUCGGGCAGCCGUGCGAAAAUCAGGGCACCUGUAAGGUGAUGGAGGCUGGCCGAUUUAAUUGCCACUGUUCCCCAGGUUUUGAUGGCGACCGAUGCCAGCACAACAUCGACGACUGUCUGGCCAACAAAUGCGAAAACAAUGGCACCUGUAUCGACCAAAUCGACUCAUACCGGUGCCACUGUCAGCCCGGGUAUUCGGGCGACUAUUGCGAAACAAAAAUCCAAUUUUGUAGCGCCGCCGGCACCUCCAGUGGACACCAUCAGCAGCAGCAGCAGCCGUGCAAAAACGGUGGCCACUGUGUCGAUCAUCGAUCGCACUAUCAGUGCCUAUGCCAGCCGGGAUAUGCCGGGCAAAAUUGUACGGAUAAUGUGGAUGAUUGCGGCCGCGAUCAUAUGUGCCAGAAUGGUGCCACUUGUGUGGAUGGCCUGAAUGCCUACCGAUGCGACUGUCCAGUAGGAUUUUCGGGUAAAUAUUGUGAACUGGAGCCAAUGGUCGAAAUGUAUCCCCAGCAGACCAGCCCGUGCCAGCAGCACGACUGUACCAAAUAUGGUGUAUGUUUUCAGCCGAUUUCCGGCUCAUCCGACUAUGUAUGCAAAUGUACGGCCGGCUAUACGGGUCGCCGAUGCGAACAACUAUCGGCCGUAACGUUCCGACAACCGGAUAGUUAUCUCGAGUUGGAUUCGGUUAGCAAAUCUAUACUACCGAUGCUCAACCUGACCUUUCGGUUGGCCACUCAACGCGAAUCGGGUGUCGUACUGUAUUUGGUGGGUACCGAUAGCCAGCAUAUGGCUGUCGAGUUGUUUAGGGGUCGGCUGCGGAUAUCGCUGGAUGUCGGCAACUAUCCGGUGUCGACAAUGUUUUCCUAUUCAACCGUAAACGAUGGCCGCUGGCAUCACGUCGAGCUCGUAUUGGUCAAGAAAAAUAUUACAAUGCGUGUCGAUGGCGGCCCGGGCCGUACCAUUGUUAACGAAGGUACCCGCGAGCAUCUGGAUGUCAAACAGCAACCGUUGUUUAUUGGCGGUAUACCCGCGGAUGUGGCCGCCAUAGCCGUCAAGAACUGGCAUCUAUGGAAUCAGUCAAGUCUUGAAGGUUGUAUGCGUGAAAUCUAUAUUAACGGUUUGGCGCCCGACCUGAACAGCGCCCGCCGUCAGCAUCACAUACAGACUGGCGGCGGCAGCGGUGGCGGCAGUUGUCCAUCAUUUGACGACCAUCUGACCCACUUGGCCAGUGGUCAUCAUCAUAAUCCGUACGGCUAUAUCGACGACUCGUCGACGUCAGCCUCGACGGCAGCAGCAGCGGCGUCGGCGACGGCGACCAGCAGUAAGGUUUGCGCCAACAAUCAGUGCCAAAACGGUAAAUGUGUGCCAAAGCUUUCGAGCAAACGGGGCGACAAAGCCCACUACCAGUGCAAAUGUCAUCCGGGUUGGACAGGACAGUACUGUGAUGAAGAGAAAUCAAUGGGAACGGUAGCAGCAGCAGCAGCAGCGGCAGCACUUUCCGGAUCGGGGACAGGUAGCUGUCAAAAGUCGGUAAAACGUGACUAUCUGUACGAUGAAGAAAGCGGUUGUCGGUCGACUAAAAAACUAAAGUUAGCCCACUGUACGGGCACUUGUAGUAGUAGUACAGGUGCUGGUGGUGGUGACGGCAACUGUUGUAAGCCAUUGAAGAGUAAACAUCGGACGGUCCGUAUGGCCUGCAGUGACGGUUCAAAAUAUACCAAAGAUGUCGAAAUUGUACGCAAGUGUGGCUGUAGUAGUGGUCGCAAGUGUUGAUAGAGAGACCCCCUAACCGACACACCCGACCCUUCAUACAAAAUACCGACAGUUUUUUUUUUGAUACUAUAGUAUUACUAUUAUUAUUAUUAUUAUUAUUACU
Messenger RNA from Oppia nitens, 3550 nucleotides. Its product is annotated as protein slit-like. The transcript has 13 exons. Bases 142 to 3447 code for a protein of 1101 amino acids. NCBI's taxonomy places the organism in Eukaryota, Metazoa, Arthropoda, Arachnida, Sarcoptiformes, Oppiidae. The record is from RefSeq and is a predicted model, not a curated record. Gene Ontology annotation, biological process: axon guidance. Gene Ontology annotation, molecular function: heparin binding; Roundabout binding; calcium ion binding.